GGACCAUUCUGCCUCUGCGACGUAUUUCUGCACGGCGCAGGCAGGGAGGGAGGAGUGGAUCCCCCACCAGCGGGUGCCCCGGGGGCAGAAGGAGUUUUAUUUCCGAAACAAGCAGGUCCAUCAGCGGGCGGAGGAGUGCGUGCGAGCGCUGCGGCUCUUCCAGGACAUCGCCAGCGGUGGGACCGUCCCCAACCUCCUGCCCCAGGACUUCGACCUCGCCGUGCUGAAGGACAACGUUGACCUGACCAAGGUCGCCGUCAUGGGCCACUCCUUCGGCGGGGUGACAGCAGUGCUGGCCUUGGUGAAAGAGCCCAGCUUCAGGUGUGCGGUGGCUCUCGACGCCUGGAUGUUCCCCCUGGAGAACGUGCUGUACCCAGAGGUGCCCAAGCCUGUGCUCUUCAUCAACACUGAGAAGUUCCAGACUCCGGAAAGCGUUGCCAAAAUGAAGAGACUGAGCUCCAGAAACAGCCAGACGAAGAUUAUAACCAUCCUGGGCUCCGUGCACCUGAGCCAGACCGACUUCACCUUUCUCACUGGGAAGCUCAUGAGCCGCCUCUUCAGCACGAGGGGAACCCUGGACCCCUACAAGGGUCUGGACAUCACCAGCCGUGCAGCUCUGGCCUUCCUGCAGAGGCACCUCAGCCUGGACGAGGGGUUUGAUCAGUGGGACCAGCUCCUGGAGGGCAUCGGAGACUCGGUUGUUCCAGAAGCGCCGUUCAGCCGCCCCAGCCUGUAG
Molecule: messenger RNA, 736 nt
Organism: Merops nubicus (carmine bee-eater)
Lineage: Eukaryota; Metazoa; Chordata; Aves; Coraciiformes; Meropidae
Gene: PAFAH2
Product: platelet-activating factor acetylhydrolase 2, 40kDa
Exons: 6
Molecular function (GO): 1-alkyl-2-acetylglycerophosphocholine esterase activity
Source: RefSeq, a predicted model, not a curated record